AUGACAACACCGAAGAGAUCAGUGGAGCGAUGGACCGAUGAUGAUGUUUCGGCGCUUCUAGAUAUCUACGCGGACGACGCGAUCCAGGCACUUCAGCUCAAGGCAGUGUCCAACGCGAAAAUGUACGAGUGCAUUUCGCAGGAGUUAGCGGACAUCGGGAUCAUUCACGGCGCUAAAUCAUGCCGGGACAAGAUCAAGAAGCUAAAGCAGGACUUCAAAAAAAUAAAGGACCACAAUAACAAGAGUGGUAACGGUCGGAAAACCAGCAAGUGGUAUGAUCGUUUGAACGCUUUGCUUGGCCACAGACCGUCAUUCCGCGGCACCGCGGAGACCAUCGACUCGAGCACGGCGGCGUGGGAGGAUGCAAUGGUGGGGGAAUUGUCCAAGCACGACGACGACGAAUUAGGCAACGUGGUGUUUCCCCUGGAAUUGGAAAUCAGUGAGAUUUCCCCUCCGGAAAUCCACGGUAGUGCCUCCUCAUCUCCCGUUCCAACAACCAACGCAAAGAGGACAUGGGAUGACCGCUUCCUGGACACCAUCACGGCGAUGGAUGACCGGCGUGCCUUGGCCAGCACGGAAAAUGAGGACCGGCAUGCCAUGGCCAACAAGAAGAUGCACGACGAACGGAGGAACCGUGAGAUUGACAGGGGCAGGGUUAUGCCUGAAGAAGGCGCUAGCCUGAGCCGAGUCCGCCUGCGGAACCUGAGGCUGCAAGCGUGCCAGGGCCGCACGACUAGUGGCCGCCAUGGAGGCGCCCUGCAGAGAGCUCUGAGCAGAGUAGUGGGAAGCCUCCUCGGGGGUGAGCGGGGCCCCGUCCUCCAACCCUUCAUGGAAGAGGUUUAG
Molecule: messenger RNA, 843 nt
Organism: Trematomus bernacchii (emerald rockcod)
Lineage: Eukaryota; Metazoa; Chordata; Actinopteri; Perciformes; Nototheniidae
Exons: 4
Coding region: 1-843 (280 amino acids)
Source: RefSeq, a predicted model, not a curated record